GCCCCGCGGUGGACCGUCAUCACGUGUCGACAUCCACUUUCUGGUUCCCGCUUCUAGGAAAGACACAUCAGCUGCCGCCACAUGACGGCUACAAGAAGAAGCUUGUCUGCCAAGACGAUUGGAAAUCCCUCGAAUGUCCCGAUGAAAGAGUCAUCCGCAUACGGUCGGCUUUCCAUGGACGGGAGCGUGGCGACGUCUGUCCGAGUGGCGGCGGAUCACGCGAUGACUGCAGGGUGGAAGGGGCUCUCCGUCACUUCAGAGGAUUGUGUGACAACUAUCAGAUUUGCCCCAUUUACCCCAUUUCCCUUACGGUUACGGGCUCCUGCCCUGGUGUCUCCAAAUACCUCCGCGUCGUCUACAGCUGUGAGAAGAAAGUGUGUCUUGAUAGUCUGGGCAUCGCUGACGGGAGAAUCCCAGACUCCUCUUUUUCCGCCUCUUCCUCUGCGAUCAAUGCCAAACCUCACAAAGCGCGUCGGGGGGGCAGCGGUUGCUGGAGACCCUCCGAAAUGUUCGGCAGCUGGAUCCAGGUGAACCUCGGUCAGAACUUCAAGGUGACAGGCAUUGAGACCCAGAGCUGUACAUACCGAUUGCAAAGUUCCAGCGUAUUUGCGAUGCAGUUCAGUAUUGACGGAAUGACUUGGUAUGACCACCCAAAGCAGCCUUCUGUGGGGACGUAUAUUCUAACCAGGCCCGUGUUCGCCCAGUACGUCCGCCUCCUGCCAAAGUUUUUGGGCCUACGCUUUGACGUCUUAGGGUGCACGUCUGACGACACCCCUCGCAACAUCUUAUGCAGCAGCACAGCCGCCAACCUCGGCCUCAACGGUUCAAUGACGGUGCGGUGCCCACUGGGCUGCGCCCAAGCCGGCUACAAGGUCUACGGAACACGGCUCUACGACCAAGACUCAAACAUCUGCGCGGCCGCUAUUCACUCGGGCAUCAUUGAGAUUGGAGGAGAUGUGACUUUGCUGAAGACACUGCCACAGAAAGCCUACAACGGCUCCACCUGUAACGGAAUCACCUCAAAAGUAUAUGUUAACAAAUUGGCUCCGUCUCCGUCUUACACUUUUGCUGACACGGAGCCGAGAUGCUUGGGACCUGACUGGGAGGAGUUUGCGGACUUCUGCUACAAACGUUUUGAUGAUACAAAGAAGUGGUACGACGCUCAACACUUCUGCAGGAGUCUCGAUGCAGAGCUGGUCUUGGUGCGUGCGCGCUAA
Syngnathus acus (greater pipefish) is the source of this 1217-nucleotide messenger RNA. Its product is annotated as clotting factor C-like. The transcript is spliced from 12 exons. Bases 507 to 1217 code for a protein of 236 amino acids. The record is from RefSeq and is a predicted model, not a curated record. NCBI's taxonomy places the organism in Eukaryota, Metazoa, Chordata, Actinopteri, Syngnathiformes, Syngnathidae.